AUGCCCAAGAAGCUAUCUGACCCCAACCUGUCCGAUGUGUCGCUUCCCUUGGGGAUUGGUGUCUACAGUGUGGCGUCGUUGCCGCCUCUUGGAGCUGCUAUCUACGGUCAGCUUGUCACUCUGGAUCAGCUCUCCCAACUCGGUCACCAACGAAAACAGCAGCAGCAGCAGACCACAACGAAGCUCCCCUCGGCCGCCACCUCCGCAGUCACCACCAUGCCCUCGCCCCCGCUCACGCCCACCUCGUCCACGUGCUCGGCCAGCAAUGUGAUGUCCGCCUCGGCCUACGCCAACCUCGACCCCUCCUACUCCCUGAAGAACAAGACGGUCAAGGCGUCGCAAUCCAUGGAGGUCGAGGCGAUGGAUUUGGGGAGUUCAGGCGGGUCUGGCGGUAGUCCCGCGUCAUCGUCCAAGGCCGGAGGCGCCAACAACACGUACAGCUACCCCACCUUCCCGUACACCACAACUACCGCAGCUGUUGCUACCUCCACUGCCACAUCCACCGCCACAUCCACCACAACUGAGCCCCUACAACCCCUUGUCUUUCGCCGACCCUCCCACCAGGGCCAACGAAUGCUCUUGCGAAUGUCGGUGCGGCUCAUCCAAACCUACGAAACCAUCAAUGAGGUGAGUUUGGCGGGGCUUUCGUGCCUCAUGCGGUCACAUCAUCGUUCGUCACCGAUCACCAGACAGGUCUACUUUCGCAAGAAACGACGAAGAGACCAGGCCUGCGAGGAGAACAUGCUGAAACGGGACCGGAAGGGUACAACCGCUGUGGGAGGAGGCGGCGGCGGCGGCGUCGGCGGUGGACAGACUGCGGAGGCCUCGAGCCUGGCGAACGUGGCGCCAGCCGCCCCAGGGCACUGCUGCGGUCCCACUCUGGCACCCACCACCUCCUCAUCCGCCCGCUCAUGCUGCCAACUCCAUCACGGCGCCUCCGCGCGAAUCGGGAACGGCGCCAACGGCGGAGUAUGGGCCGCCUCCUCCUCCUCCUCCUCUCAACAACCGCACCUCUACGACGUCGGCACUCGUCAGCAGAUUCAACAAAAGCCCGUCAAUCCUGCCGUGUCGUCGUCGUGUUCGACCGCUCUCACGCGGACAAUUCCCACCGGUGGCGGCGGCAGCAGCAGCAGCACCAAUCGCCUACUCCGCCACCAGACUAACGACUUCCUCAAAAUCGGCAGUGUCUGGCUCGAUCGAUACGAAAUCACCGAUAUGCGCGGCAAAGGCACUUUCGGCCAGCAAAACAUCACCACCACCACCACCGACGAACAGGCACCAAGACACGGCGGCUUUCCGUCGCAGGAACUGGGCCGUCGGCCUUUGAAGCGGCGCACCGCACCGCACCGCGUUUGUGUUGUGUUCGCGCGUGCCGCGGUCGACAUGACUCACUACACAACAGCUCCCUCUCCGCGCGCGCGUGCGUGCGUGUUUCGCGCGCAUGACCGCAAGACCCACGAGGAGGUGGCGAUAAAGGUGAUCAAGAACCGUCGCCAGUUCCUCCAGCAGGCCGAGAUUGAGAUCAAACUCCUGCGGGAGAUCGCCCACUUUCAGGAGAACGAACAGCGCGCCGCUGAGGUCGGAGCCAACUACGUCGUAAAUUUGCAUCAUCCUGAUGCGCAACUUGCCCUCCCCUCCCCCCGUCGCAACCUUUUGUCGCAUUUUCUAGUGAACCUGAAGGGCUACUUCACGUACCAGGGCCACUGGUGCCUGGUGUUCGAGCUCCUCUCCUACAACCUCUACGAGUUGCUGACGUACACACACUACCGCGGCGUCUCCCUGCACCUCACGCUCAAGUUCGCGCGGCAGCUGUGCGCGGCGCUCGUCUUUCUCUCCCGGCCCGACGUCCGCGUGAUGCACUGCGACCUCAAGCCCGAGAACAUCCUCCUCGUGACGCCCAAGCGCUCCGACAUCAAGGUCAUUGACUUUGGCAGCUCCUGUCACGUCAGCGAGAACGUCCACCAGUACAUUCAAUCCCGGUUCUAUCGAGCACCCGAGCUGGAGCAACUGCUUCAAAUUGUCGAGGUUCUUGGUCUGCCACCCCUAUGGAUGCUGGAGAAGAGUCCGAAGCUGGAACACUUCUUCGAGCGUGUUACCGAUCCUGCCGCCGCGCCCGCGUCGUCGACAACUCCGCAGCAAUCACAACAACAACAGCAGGAGCGAAUGGACGCGUCAUCGGCGUCCGCCUCGUCCAUCUCCUCCUCCUCCUCGUCUUCUGGAUCGUCCUCGCCUUCCUCCGCUUUCGCCAAAACCUGCUUCACCGUCCGUGGCGCCGUCUACCGACCGCGAAGGAUAUUUACCAAGGGAAACACAACCUCGAAAUGUCGAUUUCUGGGCCCGCAUACGCGUCCACUGAGGGAGGUUGUGGGCCGGGACACCGGUGGUCCGUUGGGACGACGGAUCAAUGAAGACGGCCACGCACCCGAGGACUACGAUAAGUUCAUUGACCUCGUGCAGAAAAUGCUCAUCUACGAUCCCCGGCAUCGGAUCAAGCCCGACGAGGCGCUUGCGCAUCGCUUCUUUGAGCGCAAACCGACGAAUACCAGCUCCUCCUCCGCCGCCGCCGCCUCCUCCGUUCCUGCUCCUGUUUCCACCGAGGGUACGCCAUUUUCUCGCUCAACCAAUGUCUUCUUAGAUCCGGUUCCCGCGGUCGCGUCGAUAGUGGGGAAGCCUCUGCCACGCGACGGUCGGUUCCCCGCGCCCGGUGACGAGGUGCCCGCGAGCGUCACGGCUGCUGCACCCUCCAGUCCGGCGUACCUCACUUUCGCGCCAAACCAAUCACAGCAAUCUGCUCCACACUUCUAG
Messenger RNA from Mesocestoides corti, 2805 nucleotides. The record is from the annotation of a GenBank genome assembly. NCBI's taxonomy places the organism in Eukaryota, Metazoa, Platyhelminthes, Cestoda, Cyclophyllidea, Mesocestoididae.